AUGGACACACAAUUCUUCCGAGAAUCAACAGCACCCGACAUCGACAUGGACGAAGCCGAUUUUGGCCUGCAAGAAGUGGACGCCCUCGAGGCGAUUGUCAUCGUCGACAAUGAACUGGAUCCCAUGUCUCCGCCGGCCCCAGAGACCGUCCAGAUCACAGGCAACUUGGGACACAUCGCCAUGAAAUCGGAGCAUACACUCACCGACCGCGGUGGUGCUUGUAAAGAACUGCAGAUGGAAGAUAUAUGCUGCUCGGCGCAUGGGCUAUCAAUCCUAGUAACAGCCACGAAGGGCAACAAGAAGCAUUCAGUUCUCUUUGAUACUGGGCCUGAAGAAGACGUUUGGGAGAGAAAUGUCAAGCGGUUACGCCCGGAUCUCUCGUCUGUCGAGGUUAUUCAAUUAUCACAUUGGCAUCGAGAUCACUCCGGCGGCCUUCUUCGAGCUAUUAAGAUGAUCAAGGAAGCCCGCUCAGAGAACCUGGUUGUGGACGUACAUCCAGACCGGCCGGUCUAUCGAGGCAUUUCGCUCCCAGAGCACAUAAUCUCCCUCCAAGCAGAUCCCACCUUCGAAGAAAUCCAAACAAGCGGCGCAACCCUCAUCAAAGACGAAAACCCCAAGACCAUUCUUGACGACUUCUUCCUUGUCUCAGGCGAGAUACCACGCGUGACGCCGUACGAAACAGGCCUCAAGAAUGCAGUGCGCUACGACCCCGAAGAAAAAGACUGGUUCUCCGACGAAGUCAUUGCCGACGAACGCUUCCUCAUGUGCAACCUCAAGGGCAAAGGCCUUGUUGUCUUCACAGGCUGUAGCCACGCCGGCGUAGUGAAUACCGUCAAGAGCGCCGUCCAGCUCGGCGGCGGCGCACCGGUCCACUGCGUCGUCGGUGGGUAUCACCUGUCCAUGAGCGAGCCGGCGCAGGUACAGAGCACCGUUGCCGAUCUGAAACGGCUGGAUCCUGCAGUACUCAUGCCAGGGCACUGUACGGGCUGGCGGGCGAAAUUCGCCAUCGAAAAGCACAUGCCCGGUGUCAUGGUUCCUUGCACGGUGGGGACGAAGAUUGCAUUUUAG
Messenger RNA from Penicillium argentinense, 1068 nucleotides. Its product is annotated as MBL fold metallo-hydrolase. The transcript has 3 exons. Gene Ontology annotation, molecular function: transferase activity. Bases 1 to 1068 code for a protein of 355 amino acids. The record is from RefSeq and is a predicted model, not a curated record. NCBI's taxonomy places the organism in Eukaryota, Fungi, Ascomycota, Eurotiomycetes, Eurotiales, Aspergillaceae.